Molecule: messenger RNA, 4073 nt
Organism: Acanthaster planci (crown-of-thorns starfish)
Lineage: Eukaryota; Metazoa; Echinodermata; Asteroidea; Valvatida; Acanthasteridae
Gene: prpf39
Product: pre-mRNA processing factor 39
Biological process (GO): RNA processing; mRNA 5'-splice site recognition
Cellular component (GO): U1 snRNP; commitment complex; U2-type prespliceosome
Molecular function (GO): pre-mRNA 5'-splice site binding; protein binding
Source: RefSeq, a predicted model, not a curated record
AAAAACUAAGGCACGUCUGACAAGUGUCAGUGGUUAGAAUAAACUGUGUCAUUUACCAUGCUUUCAUGCAUGAAUCUGCCGGCGCGGCUCGGACAACUCGACAGUUUUGGUACUCAGAAGAAAGGGAUGUAAGCUACCAAUACAUAGAAAUCUUAGGGGAAAUGGAGCAGCAUUUCUGUGGGUACACAACUAGAAUAGAAUCCCUGUUCGUGCUGUGUUAAACGUCAUGUAUGAUGUAUUUUCUAUGGGGUUCGUGGAAGCGGAGUGGACGUCGGACCCCACAGUUCUGGGGGCUCGGUUGCGGAAAUCACACCAGCUAAGAUGAAAGUUGCUGAACUCCGCAUGGAACUGAUGAACCGUGGCCUGGAUGCAAAGGGGAACAAGGCCGCCCUAGUCCAGCGUCUAGAGGAAGCACUGGAGGUGCCAGAGGGGCAAGUUUCCAACCAGGAGGGACUUUGGGAUGACCCCGAGGAUGAAACACAAGACGACGAGGUUGCUGUGAUGGUAGGAGUCAGGGAAGCAGUUGAGGAUGAGGGAGAAAGUAGUGCCACGGAGAAUCUUGAAGAACAAAGUGAGAACGUCGUCAAGAUGGACAUAGAGAGAGGAGUACAAGAGGAGCCCAUGGAACAAGGGCUUGCAGAAGCAGACAAAGUGGUAGUGCCAGAAAAUUCCAAGGCCCUCGCUCCCAAGGCUAAAGCUGUCACCAGCCCGGCCGUAGCACUUGCUCAGGAUAACUCCGAACAAGAGCCUGUGCCAAAGGCCCCAGCCAAGGCUCAAGAGAAGGUGGCAGAGGAGCGCGAGCCAGCAAAGGGAGCCGUCAAAGCAUCUGCAGCUACUCCAAAGAAGAAAGAAGACGCCUCCACUGCUGAAGGGGAGAAGGGGCCACCUCCAGAGCUGGAGAAGUACUGGAAGGCAGUCAGGGACAAGCCCACUGAUUUCACCGGCUGGACCUAUCUCCUGCAGUAUGUGGAGCAACAGGCUCAUAUGCCAUCGGUGAGGGAUGCCUUUGAUGCCUUCCUUGCCCGCUACCCCUACUGUUAUGGGUACUGGAAGAAGUAUGCUGAUUUGGAACGGAAGAAAGCUAAAAAUGGCCAAAAAGCACAGGAGGUGUUUGAGACGGGCCUGAGAGCCAUUCCGCUGAGUACUGACCUAUGGAUGCAGUAUAUCCAGUUUGUAGGACAAAUAGCGCCACCAGAGGAUGUUACCGAAAGGCUUCGAAGUGUGUAUGCCAAGGCUAUUGCCGCAGCAGGAACUGACUUCCGCUCAGACAAGCUUUGGGAUAUGUACAUCAGCUUUGAGAAGGACAAACAGGAGUGGCAGCGCGUCACCAAAAUAUAUGACCAACUUCUGACCAUCCCGACCCAACUGUACAGCCAUCAUUUUGAGAAAUUCAAGGACCACAUCAGUAAACAUCACCCCAAGGAUACGCUGUCCGUGGACGAGUUUAUCAAGCUUCGGAUGGAGGUGGUGGAUGCCCUUGGCGUGGCCGAGUCUGGGCUGGACGAAGGGGACGAGGCCGGCGAUGAUGCACCCCCGGGGGAUGACGAUGCACCACCUGGGGUGGAGGUUGCUCCCCCGGGGCUUGAGACACCGUCUACUAAAAAAGCUGUCAGUUCUAAGCAAGUGGAAGCAGAGAACGAGGCCAUCAGAAAGAAGGUAAUGGAGUCACGGACGGCAGUGUACAGACAGACGGAGCAGGAGGUUAGCAAGAGAUGGGCUUACGAGGAAGGGAUCAGGAGGCCCUACUUCCAUGCCAAGCCCCUGGAGAAGAGCCAGCUCAAGAACUGGCGGGAGUACCUGGACUUUGAGACAGCCAACGGCACCCACGAGAGAGUCCUGAUCCUGUACGAACGUUGUCUGAUAGCCUGCGCCCUGUACGAGGAGUUCUGGAUGAGGUAUGCCAAGUACCUUGAGCCGCACAGCAUCGACGGUGUGAGCUCAGUCUACAAGAGAGCCUGCACCAUUCAUCUUCCAAAGAAACCAAGCAUUCACCUUCGCUGGGCUGCCUUUGAGGAGAAACAAGGAAAUACUAAAGCAGCUCAGGAGAUUCUCAAGAAACUGGAAGAUAAUGUGUCUGAUCUCGUGAUGGUGACCCUGGAACGGAUCAGCCUGGAGCGUCGUCUAGGCAACGAGGAGGAAGUGGUCAGCAUCCUCAAGCAGCGGAUGGAAGCCCACCAGAAGCCGGAGAUCAAGAUGUUCUUUGCCACGAAGCUCUCCAGAUACUACGCAAAGGUCCUCAAUGAUAUUGGCAAUGCCAGAAAAGUCUUGGAAGAUGCACUUCAUUGGACAAAGGACAAAGUGUCUCUGUACCUGCGGCUGCUGGACCUGGAGUUGCAGCAAAGUCCCAUGAACGAGCUGGCCAUCCUGGACCUGCUGCAGAAGGGCAUCGACGCCAGCAAAGACACGCAGGACAAGGUGAAGUUCUCCCAGCGACGCCUGACGUAUCUCAUGGACUUUGGAACCGACGUAGCCAAAUUACAAACUGCCUAUGAGUCGCAUCAGGUUCUCCUCAAAGAUCACCUGGACAUUCUGCAGGCAGCCAACAAGAAGAGAAGCACGGAAGCGAGUGAUAGCACGCCCACCGCCACUCCAGCAAAGAAGGCUAAGACGGAUGAGAUGAAAACCCCUAGCACGGCUGCCGCCGCAGCCUCUCCUGCCACAACGUCAACACCAACCUCGGCUGCUGCCACCUCAAAGGCCCAACCGCUGUUGUCCAACCCAGUCCCCGUCCCGGCCGGCCAGGACUACAGUCAGCAACCUUCCAAUGCCGGAUGGGGAGGGUACAACCAGCCUCAGUACGGCCCACAAGGGGGCAAUUACGGGCCCCCGCCCCCUGGACCCGGGGGCUACAAUCAGCCGCCGCCAAACACCUACAAUCAGUACCAACAGUACCAACAAGGUUGGGGAGGGUACAACCAAGGCUACUACCAGCGAUAGCCCAGUCAUCAGUGCCAGUCCUGAGCAGCCCAGAAGGUGUUUGAAUAGAGAACUCUCGGCCUCAAGUGAAUCUUAAUCCAGUAGGCAAGCAUUUUGCAAGUCAGUCAGCAUCUGUCGUAGUUGCCUUCUGAGAUGCUUGGUUUGAGAAUAACCUUGAAAAAAGAAAGAAAUUGGCUGCUUCAAAAUAUUGGUUGGCUUCUAUUCAGUUUUGGACAGUUGAAGCGGAUGAAUAUUAAAAGGAUAAAGGGAGGCAAAUCAGAUCGUAUGGGGCACCAGUUAGGCAUGCUGCUUUUCCUCAGAUCAGUUUAUUUCCUCUUUUUUUUUAAGUGUUACCACUGUCGUUUGAAGCAGUUACUGUUAUUAUCUGCUCUCAUCUUUUGAGGAAACAUUCUCUUUCUUGAAGGACAUUUGUAAUUUUAGUUUGUCAAUUUGUGGAUUGGUUUUUGUAGUUUAUACCAAGGAGUGAAAGGGUUUGGCGGUAAAAGCCAAGCUGCCAAAAACUUGGGUAGUGUGUGACUGAAGAUGUAAGGCAAGGAUAAUUUUUGGCAUCACUGGAUGAAGUCUGUGGGCUGGACUUAUUCUAAAUGUAACGGUCUACUUUUAAACGUAGCUUCUUCCUGAGACACUGCAGUGCCAGUGGUGUUGCAUUAUUGAGGGUAUGGGGCAUUCCCCAUUUUGUACCAGGUGUUCUUUUUCUUUCUUGCAAGUGUCCUGUUUUUCACUAGCACCGUGCUCGUCUAUGGCACAUGAACUUAUGAAUGUUGUAUAAGUCUAUUGUCUUAUAAACAGUGGCAUCAUGAAAAGAUGAUGCCAAUCCCUCACUCCCCCCCACAUUGAUUUUAUGGAGGUCAGGGUUAAAAAUGAAAAUGUCUACCUUUCACCACUGAUGCUUAUUUUGCCCCAUUUUCAUUUGCCCCUUGUCAGAGUAACCUUGCCAUGCCAAUGAAAGCCCAUAUGUGAAAAAUUGCAAUGUAGCAACCACUCCUGCUGACGUGGCAAAGGUUAUCUGGAAAUGCACACCCUUGAUAUUAGCGUUUCUGAGAUACACUGUGAAUUUGAGCACUCCCAUUUCGAAGCCGUUGAUUCACAUUUUUGUUGAAAUAAAGAAGUAAAAAUCAUUCCUGUAAAUAUUUUCC